Molecule: messenger RNA, 1530 nt
Organism: Lachancea sp. 'fantastica'
Lineage: Eukaryota; Fungi; Ascomycota; Saccharomycetes; Saccharomycetales; Saccharomycetaceae
Source: the annotation of a GenBank genome assembly
AUGGACAGCUGCGCCGUCGAUACCCGCGUCAAGCGCAGAUCAAGCUGUGAUGUCGCGGAAACCACGGCCUUGACACCGCCAAGCUCGACUGUCAGAAAACCAGGAACCCCAGUGAAACGCACCAAAAAAUCACAUCCGCUUUCUCCAGCACUUUCAUCGCCAAUCAGACCGCAAAAGACGCGCAAAUUAUCGCAAAAGCCAGAACCUCACUUGAUCACCACUAGAUCCUCCAAUUCACAGACCUUAGAAGAGCUGAUCGAAACUUUCACAGACGAGAAACGGCUUGCGUUGCUCCAAGAUUCUCAGAAAAAGCCUCCCUUCUCCUACGCGAUGCUGAUUGGCUUGGCCAUUCUGCAGUCCGAAGAAGUUAGGCUGACGCUAUCUCAAAUAUACCAAUGGAUCACUCACCAUUUCCCUUUCUACAAACUCUCUGACUAUGGCUGGCAGAACAGCAUUCGCCAUAACCUGUCACUCAACGAAGCUUUUGUCAAAGGUGAUAAAUCAUCGGACGGCAAGGGCCACUAUUGGCAAGUCAAGUCGGGCUGUGAGGGUAAAUUCUUCAAAAGUGGACAAUCAGACGAAGAAACUAGACGGAAACUAUCUCAACUUUGUGUGAAUGUCUUGGCAGUGACAGCAGUUGCACAAGAGGAGGCACCCGUGACAGGAUCGCUAGCAUGCGAAUUAUUCACUCACACAGGAACGCAAGAUGGAAAACGCAAAUUAAACGUUAAAAAGAAGCUGGAGGAGCCCUGUGAACUUGAAAUUUCCACCGACGAAGAUAGUGAUGAUGGUAACGACGACGAUGACAACUAUCCAAGGCUCACGGCCCCUUCUUCACCAUCCCCAUUCGAGACGAACCACCACACUGAUCACCACGACGCGUUCAUAGAUGGUCCUGUAGUGGAGUUCUCAGGUACUGAACCAUUUCUCAAACAUAAAGUUGAUUCAGAGUAUCCUUGGCGCGAAGAUAGCAUUAAUUUCACGCCACGUCAAGAAGCGAAAAAAUAUUCUUGCUCUUUCAACACUAGUUUCGAAGGCUCCCCUCAUGUGAAGACUCCCAAAAUGUCCUCGUCACCUUGGGGCACUUUUGACUCACCAGAGCCUCAGCAAAUGACCUCGAGACCCACGACAGGAUCGCUAGAUUUAUCGAAGACGCCGCAGAUCAACAAACCUUCAACAAGCACAAUAGGCACGCCACGCGACGUUUACUCCAUGCGUAAAUGGCGUACACCUUCGGCAAUGGUCGACGAUUUCACACGGUCCCCAAUACUAAUCAACACCUCGUCACGUACACCGAUGUUGCUGGGCGACCACUCGGCUACUAAUGAUGGCGUUUUAGAUAGAGGAGCGCCGUUAAGCGCUCAAUCCAACUCCUUUUUCGAAAACAUCCGUUACAGUUCGGGCUUGUUCGGCGUCGACGUUUGCUCCGUCUGGAAGAGGGCAGUGGAAAGCGUGCAUGACACGUCCACAGGGCAGGGAGCAGGUUCAGAGAACAAGCUCGACACACCGUUCAGGGCUUCACACGAAUAG